CCUGUGGGUAGGGGGCGCAUGCGCAGAAGACGUGGCAGCUUUGGCAGGUACAGGCUGAGGCGGAGUUGUUGUCGCUCGGCGGAGGAGUCUGGGUUGCCGCCGUCGUUGUCGUUAUGGACGAGGACAUUUUGACCACGCUGAAGAUCCUCAUCAUCGGCGAGAGCGGCGUGGGGAAAUCCAGCCUUCUGUUACGCUUUACAGAUGAUACCUUUGAUCCAGAACUUGCGGCAACAAUUGGCGUUGACUUCAAAGUGAAAACCAUCUCAGUUGAUGGAAAUAAGGCCAAGCUAGCAAUAUGGGACACCGCCGGUCAAGAACGGUUCAGGACGCUAACUCCCAGCUAUUACAGAGGAGCACAGGGUGUUAUAUUAGUUUAUGAUGUUACAAGAAGAGACACUUUUGCUAAACUAGACAACUGGCUCACUGAAUUGGAAACAUACUGCACAAGAAACGAUAUAGUUAAAAUGUUGGUUGGAAACAAAAUUGAUAAGGAAAACAGGGAAGUUGACAGAAAUGAGGGCCUCAAAUUCGCUCGGAAACAUUCCAUGUUGUUCAUAGAGGCAAGUGCAAAAACGUGUGACGGUGUACAGUGUGCCUUUGAAGAACUGGUUGAGAAAAUCAUCCAGACGCCCGGACUGUGGGAAAGCGAGAGCCAAAACAGAGGUGUAAAGUUAUCAAACGACGAAGAUGGCCAUAGAGGGGCUUGUGGGGGCUAUUGUUCGGUGUUAUAAACUCUGGAAGACUCGACCUUUUGCGUAUUUAAAUGGAUAGUGAUGUCCUCUGUACAUAAACUCAUACCUGCUAUUCUAGGGACCUUGCAGUUUGCACAUAACUUGUGUAUCAAGGCAGUCGUCAUUUUCUUAGGGAAAUGGUGUUCUGCAGCUUUUCCAGUUCAGAAGUGUUAAUGGUAAGCAUGACUAAUUUGCAACAUCUUCGUUCUUUUUGUAUGUAGCAUAAGGUGAUGUGUUGCAGGAGCAAAUGUGUUCAGAUAUCCUAAUUUUAUCAUGAAACUUUUUUCUGAAGCCUAUUACACAAAUAUAUUGGCUGCACUCUGCCUGAGUGUAGUAUUUAAUUCAAAUUCUGCUGCACUAUUUGAGAUACACAAUGCUCAAUGUGUGUGGAAUCAUCUUUGAUUAACAAACUCUAAUAAGUUUAACAGCAUGGCUAUAAUACCCUUUUUAAGGUUAAUGAACCACACCUUUUCUAGGUUAUAGCCCAUCCCAGCUCAACUCCACUUUCUUGGAAGAGGUGCUUCUAAAGUAACUGGAGGAGGGGAGAUACUUUUUAAAAUUGUCACUUCAUUGAAUAAAUCAUCAAGCAUUUUAACUCUGAAAUUUAGAAUGGUAGUCUUGCACCAUGGCUUUUAAAGCAUCCUUUUGGACCUGCAAAAUAAAUCUUGUUGGGUAUGGGCUUAACAGAGGUCCCAUUGUGAAUCACUUCUCCAGGCUGUGAUGAAUGCUUCUAAAUGUUGUUGAUUUGGUAUCCGUCGCCCAAAACUGUUGCUACUUGGUAGCUGAAGGCCCCGAAUUGGGUGACAAUGCUAUUUGUGGCUCUUCCAUUUUUUUUUUGAAGCAUAAGUGUUAAAACUGUCUUCUGGAAUGUGCUUAUUUUGUUUCAGUUUGCUGUAACUAACAGUCAAAGCCUUGCUUGUUUUCAGGGAACUUGCAUAGUCUGGGGUUUUUUUCCUCCACAGUAUUUGAUUUUCUAACACCUUCCUUGUGUACAGGUGAAUUUUGUAAAUCGCAAUUCAAGGACUCUUGGAGUGAUGACCCUGUAACACUAAUGACUUCAAAUAGUACAGAGAACUGAUUUGUUUAACAAUAUGAGCUACUGUGCAAUUUCCUGUAAAUAUAUAGCCUGAAAUAUCUUUAUAAUUUUUUUGUAAACUUAAGUACUACUCAUAUUAUCAUUGGUCUUCUGAAAAUACAUUGGCAUUUACCACUUGGAUGUACUUCACUUAAAACUUGCUUUUUUCAGUUUUUACACUUGUUAGAAAACUUUACUGAAACAUUGAGAACUGUUCAAUAACCAAACCUUGUUAAGUAAAAUAACUAACUUCACACUCUACUAUCCAACAAAUUUUAGACACAAAUUCCAAAUUUAGUUUACAGCACAUUUGCUAAACAGGUUACUGAAGGGUUCUAGAGAUGGGCCAUCCAUGGAGGUACAACAGAAUUAAUUUUUAUUUGAGAGAAGUGUGUUUUUAACAUUGGAAUAAAGAUUGUGAAGCAGGAACAUCUGCCAGUUAAUCUUA
This is a messenger RNA of Anolis carolinensis (green anole), 2254 nucleotides long. It is a transcript of the gene rab18, whose product is annotated as RAB18, member RAS oncogene family. Gene Ontology annotation, biological process: vesicle-mediated transport. The coding region runs from base 114 to 731 and encodes 205 amino acids. The record is from RefSeq and is a predicted model, not a curated record. Gene Ontology annotation, molecular function: GTPase activity; GTP binding. The transcript has 7 exons. Lineage: Eukaryota; Metazoa; Chordata; Lepidosauria; Squamata; Anolidae.